GCCAGCUAGCAGGCUAUACGGGAUAGCUCUCGUAGCAACACUCUUUGUCAGCAUCACGGGAAAGACAGAAAACCGAAUUACAGGAAUAGCGAGAGACGUUUAGAAACGAACACGAGUAACGUUAGUUUAUUUUCCGCAAAAAAAUAUAACGCUGUUUUUUAGGACCGUGAGAGAGUUGACACUUCCUUCUGUAUACAAACAAAACCGAGUCCGUUGUUCUUAAGGUAGACUUGAGAGUUAUUUUGAUACUUUGUAGUUAGCAGCUAGCUCUAGGCCACUUUUGUUAACGUGCAUCAUGAUGAUGUUUGAAAUCAUGCGAAGACAACGUUAAAAGGAAAUUUUUUAUUUCCUUCUCACGAGCUAACAUGACAGAAGAGGGGUACUUUUUGAGCGAAAGGCAGCCCAUGGAAUGCGAAGGAACAUGGCAACUUUUUUGCUGCCUGGAGUUUAACGGAGGCGAGUUGGGUCCAGCUAGAGAGAAGAGCCCAAGAUCCUGAUUUCAUCCGAUAUAUAUUUUGUUGCAUCAGUUGAAUAUUGUGGAGAUGGAGACCGUGGGGAAAUUCGAGUUCAGUCGGAAAGACUUAAUAGGACACGGCGCGUUCGCGGUGGUGUUCAAAGGCAGACACAAGGAGAAACAUGAUUGGGAAGUGGCUGUGAAAUGCAUAAACAAGAAAAACUUGGCAAAGUCACAGACACUUUUAGGAAAAGAAAUUAAAAUAUUAAAGGAGUUGAAACAUGAGAAUAUCGUUGGGUUACUUGACUUCCAGGAGAUGGCGAGUUGCGUGUACCUUGUCAUGGAGUACUGUAACGGGGGAGACCUGGCAGACUACCUUCAUUCAAAAGGCACCCUGAGCGAGGACACCAUCCGGGUCUUCCUGCAGCAGAUUGCCGGCGCCAUGAGGGUCCUGCAAGCCAAGGGGAUCAUCCACCGCGACCUGAAACCCCAGAACAUCCUGCUGUCCUACUCCGGGGGCCGCAAGUCCAACCCCAACAACACCCGCAUCAAGAUAGCCGACUUUGGGUUUGCGCGCUACCUCCAGAACAACAUGAUGGCUGCCACACUGUGUGGUUCUCCCAUGUAUAUGGCCCCUGAAGUGAUUAUGUCCCAGAACUACGAUGCCAAAGCUGACCUGUGGAGUAUAGGAACCAUUGUGUACCAGUGUCUGACCGGGAAGGCCCCCUUUCAGGCUAGUAGCCCACAGGAUCUCCGGCUGUUUUACGAGAAAAACAAGAACCUCAGCCCCAACAUCCCGCGGGAGACGUCACACCACCUGAGACAUCUGCUUCAGGGCUUGCUGCAGCGCAACCACAAAGACCGCAUGGACUUCGAUGAGUUUUUCCGGCAUCCCUUCCUGGAGGCGAGUUCGUCCAUGAAGAAAUCUGCCCCUGUGCCCAUGCCCUCCUACCCCAGCUCUGGAUCUGCCAGCUCCUGCAGCAGCUCGUCCACAUCUCACCUGGCCUCCCCACCACAGUCAGUUGCAGAGAUUCAGCAGCUCCGUACCAAGGCCCUGGCCUCCCCGACCCAGGAUCCCCCUGGCUUCCUGCUGAAGGACUCGGGAGGCAACAGCAGCAGCAAGAACUCGUCCUGUGACGCGGACGAUUUUGUCAUGGUGCCGGCCCAGUUCCCCAGUGAGAUCACCUGUGAAGUGCCCGGUGGCAAAGGUGUCCAGGACUGUUUGAUGUACAGUGGGAGCUCUCUGGUGGCCUCUGCUGGUCUGGGGAGUCAGGGCAAGACACCUUCCCCUGCGCCUUCCUUCAGUGGCUCACCCAGCCCUGUAGGUAGGGUUGCUGAUUUCUCCGCCAGUAGCUACAGUCAGUCUGUACCCAUCCCCGUCCCCACACAGAUCCUCAACUAUCAGCGCAUGGAGCAGAAUCUGCACUCCCCAAACCAGCAUGGGUCACCCAGGGCAGUGCUUCCAAAGCGUAGGUACAGCACUGGCUCCCAGGGCAUCGGGAGGAUCGGCGCCUCACCCCCCUUCCCCGACCAGGGUGCAGCCUUCUGUGGCCGCAGGCUGUCAUUGGGUGGGUCCAGACCUUACCAGCCCUCCCCUCAAGUUGGGACGAUCCCAGAGAUGCCUGGCCAGACCUGUCCGCUGGGCACAGAGACCGGCCGUGCGCUGCAGGGUGCAGGCCCAGAGCUGUCCCUUCCGCAGCAGCACGGCCUGUGCACUCGGCUCCACAGCGACCCCUGUCUGAUGGAGGCCGCCCACGGCUACAGGCAGAAGAUCCGUAAGCAGCAUUCGGACCCCCCAGUACCGCGGCCCUGCAGCCAGCCCCAGCAGGUCCCUCCAGGGGGCGCGCCCGGCCGACCCCUGCACUCAUCACCCAAACUGAGUGAGCUCAUGCAGAGGAGCCCACUCCCCACCAUCCUGGGGUCCCCCACCAAGGCCAUGCCACCAUUUGAGUUCCCCAAGCCGCCAAGCUCCCAGAACCUGGUCACCUUGCUGGCGCAGCAGGGUCUGAUGUUGACGCCGACCCGAAACAGGACGGUUCCCGACCUCAAGGACCUGGCGCUGACCCCCGGCGCCCAGCCUGGCUCCUGUGGCAAAGCAGCAGAGAAGAGCAAAGGCUCUUUUAAAAGGUCCCUGAGCGCUGGACGCCUGUCGGACAUGCUGCUGAAGGCCGCCUUCGGGCCCCAGCUACUGGAUGGAGGGAGCAGUGAGAGUCUAAAUUCGGAGAGACCCAUGGACACCACAGCUCCCCCUGGUGGUGGAGGUGGAAUGGUGGUGGGUUCAGGUAGCCCAGCCCCUGUAAUCUUCACUGUCGGUUCCCCGCCCAGUGGAAGCACCCCACCGCAGACAACACGCACCCGAAUGUUCUCAGUGGGCUCCUCCAGCUCAAUCAGCUCAGCCGGGUCCUGCAGCAGUCGCCAGGCCAUGACGGGCAUGUGCGCAGACGGCUGCGAGGGUCCUUCAAGCCCACGCUUUGGCUUCACUGACCCUGUGACAGCCAACCUGGAAGGGGUUGUCACCUUCGAAGCCCCUGAGCUGCCAGAGGAGACUCUGAUGGAGCAGGAGCACACAGAGACGCUGCGUAGCCUCCGCUUCACGCUGGCCUUCGUCCACUGCGUCAUGGAGAUCGCCAGCUCCAAAGGCAGCGGGAUGGAGACCAGCGAGGCCCCCGACGCCUCUUUCCUGCAGCAGCAGAGCCUGGUGGCUGAUCAGAUCAGCCUCCUGAGCAGAGAGUGGAGCUAUGCAGAGCAGCUGGUGCUGUACAUGAAGACCGCAGAGCUCCUGUCCUCUGCUCUGCACACUGCAAUGGAAAGCAUCAAGCAGGGCAAGCUCUUCCCCUCCUCCGCAGUCAAACAAGUGGUGAAGAAGCUGAAUGAGCUCUACAAAACCAGCGUCACGUCCUGCCGCUGCCUCAACGUCCGGCUGCAGAGAUUCUUCCUCCACAAACAGCGCCUAAUGGACCGCAUCAACAGCAUCACUGCUGAGAAGCUGGUCUACAGCCACACUGUGCAGAUGGUGCAGUCUGCUGCAUUGGAUGAAAUGUUCCACCACGGAGAAGCCUCCAUCCAGCGCUACCACAAGGCCUUGCUGCUGAUGGAGGGCCUGUCCCUCAUCAUCACCGAGCAGUCAGACAUCAGCAACAUCAGCAAGUGUAAGCUAUGCAUUGAGCGCCGGCUCUCUGCUCUGCAGUCUGGGCUAUGCGCUUGAGGGAUGUGAUCAGAGCCUCCUUUGAGCCAAGUAGUCAGCAGAAUUUCCCACCACUUCCCACCACAACGGUUGGCACCCCGGAACCUCUGCUUCCCGCCUCUCCUCACUGUGACCCUGUAUCCGCUUCCACCUUCACCUCUGACCUCCACACCACAUGCCCCACCCCUCCCUUGCUGCGCCCCUUCAAGCCUUCAAGCCCAAAUUUUCUUGGGGGGGGGGGGGGGUGCCUGAAGAACACCCAAGGCUUCCAGUUCCCUCGUAUGACAACCAACCCCAGACAUCUGCACUGUUAGAGUUGUGAAUAAAGGUGCGUUGUUCCCGCUAAAGGGUACCAGCUGAGCAUCUGCUCCCAUGGUCAUCCCUGCCACCGUCAGUCGAUUCAGCCGAACAUCUGUGAGCCAAGCAGCAAAGCUUAUCAUUGCAAAUGUCUGAGAUUUGGCUCUCUGGAAAGACCUGUUUCAAGUGAAAUAUGAAAGCAGUCCCCUGGACAUGAGAACACAAUGAAGCUCUGGAGAACCGGAGACAGAGCUGAGUUCUCCAGGAAGGCAGAGUUGUACUGUUCUUGCCAGAAGAACACCCCUGUGCUCAGGCGCAGGGGUCAAAGAAGAACUGCUCUAACAAGAGCGAAGAAGCGCUUGACUCA
This is a messenger RNA of Megalops cyprinoides (Indo-Pacific tarpon), 4302 nucleotides long. It is a transcript of the gene ulk1a, whose product is annotated as unc-51 like autophagy activating kinase 1a. NCBI's taxonomy places the organism in Eukaryota, Metazoa, Chordata, Actinopteri, Elopiformes, Megalopidae. Gene Ontology annotation, biological process: peptidyl-serine phosphorylation; autophagosome organization; autophagy. The transcript is spliced from 28 exons. Gene Ontology annotation, cellular component: cytoplasm; autophagosome. The record is from RefSeq and is a predicted model, not a curated record. Gene Ontology annotation, molecular function: ATP binding; protein serine/threonine kinase activity. Bases 543 to 3659 code for a protein of 1038 amino acids.